Hypoxylon trugodes is the source of this 3039-nucleotide messenger RNA. RefSeq lists its product as uncharacterized. Gene Ontology annotation, molecular function: protein binding. Bases 238 to 2871 code for a protein of 877 amino acids. The record is from RefSeq and is a predicted model, not a curated record. Lineage: Eukaryota; Fungi; Ascomycota; Sordariomycetes; Xylariales; Hypoxylaceae. The transcript has a single exon.
GUCUCUACUCAAAGUUCUCCUAGCCAGCUUGGCAGUCCAAUUCAUAAUACUUUCCCCAGUAGCCCCCCUCAACCCAGCAAUAGCAGUCAAGGCUCCCCCCCUUAUAAUACCCCUGAGGGCAGCAAUAGUCCUAGUUCCGGUUCUGGUAAUGACGUCAAUGACGGCGAUGAUAAACAGUCUCAACCACAAGGGGGGGCCGUUGAAACGACGGCGGAUCAACUUGGGUCCGACGUUACCAUGGGUGAAGACGUAGAUCUUUCUGUCUAUCAUAUCGGCCCUCAAGGCCCUGCCGGUCCUGCCGGUAGUGAUGGUAAUGUGGGUCCAUCCGGGCCUGCUGGACCGGGUGGUCCUUCUGGUCCUCAAGGUCCCAAAGGCAAUAAGGGUGAUAAAGGUGACCGUGGAGCUAUGGGUCCUGCUGGCCCGCCCGGUCCUGGUUGUGAAUGUAAAGCCAGUGGUUGUACUUGCGUUGCCGGAGGUUCUGGUCUAUCGGUGUUAGCUGGUUCGGCGGGCCCAUCGGGACCCCAAGGUCCUCCCGGUCCACCAGGUCCACCAGGCCCUCCUGGUCCUCCAGGUCCUCCGGGGCCACCCGGUCCUCCUGGAGCCCCUGGACCAUCGGGUCCUUCUGGGCCGGCGGGACCACAGGGACAAGCUGGAUUUCCGGGACCUGUCAGCGGUUUCCAUUCAAUAGAGUUUAUUCCUACAUCACCAGGUGAUACCCCCAGUCCAAUGGAUCUUUCACCUGCCUCAUCACCAGGUCAUAGCCCUCCUCAUGACACUAGCCCUCCUAGUGGUUCUGAUGGUCUUCCAAACGGCCUUCCAAACGGCCUUAGCGUUCCUAGUGGUCCUAGUGGUCCUAGUAACGUUACCGUUACCGGCUUUAGAGGCUUUGGAGGCUUUGGAGACCCUGAUGGCGUCAAUGGUGUCAACGGUGUCAACGGUGUCAACGGUGCUAAUGGUGCUAAUGGUGCUAAUGGUCCUGGUGGUCCUGGUGGUCCUCCUGGCAGUCCUCCAGGCGUUUCUCCACGCGGUUCUCGAGGCGGCUCUCCAUUCGGCUCUCCAUUUAGCUCUUCAAGUUCUAGCUCUUCUAGCUCUUCGAGUUCUAAUGGCCCUGAAGAACCCCCAUUCAAUCCUGGAGGACCUCCUCGGCAACCGCUUGGUCUAGCAGAUCUGCCCAACGAAAUACUUAUCAAUAUUGUUGAGUCACUUACUCCUCAAGAACGCUUGAGUCUGGCGAAUUCGCUUCCCAAUAUCUUCCGGUCGGAUGUACAUAUUGACAUCUACAGAUGGGAAGCUCAGAGGCAGCAAAACAGGCUGGUCCUAUACCCUCCAGGAGCGGGCCCACCGCUUAAUUUCAACCCGAAUGAUGAAUUGCCGCUUCUCACAGUCGCUAUCAACCAGGGCCGUAGUGCAGAAUUCAUCAAUGAACUUGUGCAUGCGUACGAGAGCAUCGCAGUUAAUAUCAUUAACAAUAUGUACGUGAAUAGGCCGUUCCUGCCACCGCUAAUGCACUCUAUCGCCCUUGGAAGAGCCGAUUACUUUGCGCUUUUCCUCGAAUUAGGCGCAGAAAUGGAAUUACGCAAUACACCCGCCUUAUACAUUAUAAGGGGCACAGGACAUGGUGGUACCUUGGACUAUCUUUUCGAAACUUACGAUCGGCUCCGCUGGCUACCUUAUGAUGACGUUCCGUGGGAUUCCCCUGAGUUCGAGCCCUUGCGUCUUGUGGAGGAAAUGAUGUUAACCUACAUGCGAAGAAUGCACCUAACCCCUACCAUUGAGGCGGACGGGCAAUUGAAUGAACCAUUCAGAAGGGUGAUCGACCAUGGGAUGGAUACGACACUCCGAACCUACCUCGAGGAUUUGGCCGCAGUAUUCGGCGGUCACUCUAUCGCUCCCACUAACCCAGCGAUGCCAUUUGUUGUCGGACACCUUGUUCAGAACGUUGUCGCCCAUAACUUUGGCCUGGCGCGCUAUGAAGCUAGAAGGACAUUCGUUCAACGAAGGGAGCAGUUGAUUCGCGAUUUGAUUAUGGAAGGAGUCCAGAUGCAGGCAUCAAUUUUGUUCGAUGUCAUGCACAAUAAUGUCACCAACGCCAGAAUUGUCCUUCAGGCAAUGCUUGACCGAGCGCCCCACGGCUCACAUGAGUUGAUCAAUUUCCUUUUAUCAUUAGCUUACCUUAGGAUUCAGGGAGCCGAAGACUUCUGGUCAACAUUCAAUCGGGCCCUUGACCCUUAUCCGAAUAUCCGAGGCCGUCUCUACUACUCGGCCAUUCGCGACGCGCACCACAACAUGACCGCUGCUGAGUUUGUAGAUUACUUGCAUAAUCACGGCAAUGUUACGGUCGUGCCUAUCCAAGUAGUCUAUGAUAUAAUCAAUUCAAACAGCAUGACGCGAUUACGGCAGCUAUACCAACUUUUCCCCGGGUUCGAUAUCAAUCACGUUCCAGCGCUGACGCUACCUCAAGGCGCACUUCCGAACGAUGUUAUGGUUAACUUCGACUUAACGCGACGGGUACCACAACUAUGGGACGUCAAUGACGCCCGGGCUGCGUGGGGAUUGACGCCCGUCGAAAGCGCAAUCAUGGAUAGGAGAUAUGCAAUGGCACUACAUCUUAUCCGUGAGCAGGGCGCAAACCCCGCAGUUAGAGACCAAAUUUUCAUCAUGAUGCUCAACGGAUUAGAUAUCCUCAGGAACUCAAUCAACGAAUAUGAUCCUACGGCUCGUCUUACUUACCAUGUUACCCCUCUAGCCUACACCGAUGAAGCCAACCUUUUGCCACAAAACAAUGGCGAGGCUGCCUUGCGGGAGUACUUCGCGGUCUGUCGCCUAGUCCUAGGAAAUUCGUUUGACUCAUACGACCCGGAGGAAGAGUAAAUCCCCAACAGGGUGUAAAGACGACCAAAACCAACGACAAAGAUCGACUAGAAAUGUCGAUGAGUCGGGAACAACCAAGCAGACAAUGACCCAUCCCACUGCGAAAAUCCAUACCUUUUAUCUAUUCUUCACUUCUGGAGUUUAUGUUUCUUUUUUUAAUUUAGUACG